AUUUUUUUUUGUCCCUUCCGAUCUCACCCCUCCCCUUCUCAUGAGUCCAUGACCGGUGGCGAGUCUCGUGACCCACAGUGGUUUUCUAUUGUUUCCUUUCUGCCCAAUAAAUUAAUGGCACCCGUGAUUUAAUAAUAGUCAACGCUGCGGAUUCCUUUCAAGUCGAUUAGAACUCAACGGAAGGCCGGAGACAUCCACCUCAAUUGAUCCCGGUUGGGUGUCGAAAUGAGAUUGAUCGAUUGAUGGCAGCAUCCCUACGUCUCCGGCUGCUAUCUGCGGAGGAUUCUAAGUCCAGUGUGACUGCGAUCUGGUUCAGGAAUCACAGCCUUUUCAAUCUCGCUCUGAGGCAAAGAAACUGAGACUGGUCUGGAUGCCUUGGAUGAGAUAGUGCAUGCACGCAGAAUAUUCUUUAUUGCGGACAUGGUAGACAUGAGGAGUGCAUCAAGUGUGACCAUAAUUUUUUCAUUUCUGUUGACCUUUGCCAUUGUGGGGAGGGGAUUGGUUGAGAUUUUCUGAUACAUUCAUUUCAGCAAUCUAUUUCUUCCAGUAGAUUACAUCAAAUGGAGCAUGCUGACUCUGCCCAGAGUCUUUUAAGUAGGGGAGGUUCUGAAAUGGAAAGCAGUUUUCUGGAGUCGGGUCUCUAUAUCACAUCUUUAGCUGCUACAAUUUUUAUUGCUGCACUUUUCACAGUUGGGCUUUUAUUCAUUACAUUGCUGAUUGCAUUAGCGUUCAUGUUGCAAUCCUGUCAAAGUAGGAGUUCUGGAGUUAUUGAGCUUCUGCAAACAAGUGAUGACUAUGGUUAUUGCAAGGUUUUUACUCUACAUGCAGAGCUUAAUGCAUUGGAAGCUGAUGAAUUUCCAAAAGUUUGCAAGACACUUGCCAUUCAGUAUGUCAAAGAAGGUCAAUAUCUAAGAGAUUUGAACUUAAGCAUGUCAGUGGCAGAGAGCUACUUGAGCAGUUUAGCACCAGAAAAUGAUGGUUUGGAUGUUGUAUUGAUCGAUUUGGACGAUUUCUUUCUCUCAAAUCCCCAUAAUCAUCAACUGCACAACCGACUUGGUCAGCAUGACAUGAAUGAAUGGGCUGAAGAGGCAAAGCAUUUAAAGCACAUGCUUGUUCUAGGAUUGUACAAGAAGCUUCAAACACGACGUUGGUCUUUGAUUCUUAUCACCAGGAAACCUGAGGAACAGCGGAAUGCUGUCCAAGAGAGUCUCAUUGUUGCAGGAUAUGGGGGUUGGUCUUCCUUGAUUAUGAGAUCAGAUAGUGAAAUGCAAAUGGCGAGCUGGGAAUACUUCUCCAGGAAAAGGGAACAUCUGCAAAACCAGAGCUUUCGUAUCAGAAGUGUGAUUAGCAGUCAGCUAGAUGCUUUAACUGGACCAUGCUUAGGAAAGCGUAAUUUCAAGCUUGCAAACCCUAUUUAUUACAGGUUAAAGGAUCAGACUCGAGAGCAUCCAACGGCAAAGAUAGUAUAAUGUCCAUAUUUACAUUGUCCAUGAUCUGUCUCCUGUAAAUACUAAAGAUUUUUUUUUCUUGGCUACAAAAUAGAACCUUUCAAGAAGAAUCCUGGUGGGUACUCAUUAUUCCCUAUUCCAUUCCAAAACACCUCUGAAUUCGGCCAAUUCAUGGCCAAUAGUGUUGUCUUUAUAUGUACAUAUAUCCUUGAACAUGAGAGCUAAGCAAAGAAGAUUCAUUGAAAAUUUGAUUGAA
Molecule: messenger RNA, 1704 nt
Organism: Macadamia integrifolia
Lineage: Eukaryota; Viridiplantae; Streptophyta; Magnoliopsida; Proteales; Proteaceae
Exons: 5
Coding region: 561-1469 (302 amino acids)
Source: RefSeq, a predicted model, not a curated record